This is a messenger RNA of Sebastes umbrosus (honeycomb rockfish), 1261 nucleotides long. RefSeq names its product growth arrest and DNA-damage-inducible, gamma a (gene gadd45ga). Gene Ontology annotation, biological process: regulation of cell cycle. The record is from RefSeq and is a predicted model, not a curated record. NCBI's taxonomy places the organism in Eukaryota, Metazoa, Chordata, Actinopteri, Perciformes, Sebastidae. Gene Ontology annotation, cellular component: cytoplasm; nucleus.
CAGACAACCACACAGCCUUUCUUUACUCUUCACUGCAAAGAUCCGCGAUCGCACUUGGAUUAUAACUAUGACUCUGGAAGAGAUCCGCGGACAAGAGAACAACAUGGAACACGUAGACAGGGUGCAGAGUGCAGGCGCAGCGCUGGAGGAGCUGCUGCUCGCUGCGAACAAACACGACUACCUCACUGUGGGAGUCUACGAGUCCGCUAAAGUCAUGAAUGUGUAAGUAUUGCAAUGCAUCAUAUGAGACCCAGACAGCGUGGCGUUCUGCGUCCUCGCCACCGACGACGAGUACGAGUGUGACAUCGCUCUGCAGAUCCACUUCACCCUCAUCCGCUUCUGCUUCGACAACGACAUCAACGUGGUGCGCGUCAACGACAUCGAGCGCCUGGCAGACCUCGUGAGCGCAGACGAGCCCGGCGAGCCCAAGGACGCGCAUUGCAUUCUGGUCACGAGCCCCAGUGCCAACCCGUGGAAAGAUCCCGCUCUGGACAAGCUGGGUCUGUUCUGUGAGGAGAGCCGCAGCGUGUACGACUGGGUGCCCACCAUCACGCUCCCAGAGCGCUGAAACGACAUGCCACUAACAAUGCUUCACAUGAUGAAGAUGAUGAAAAGAAAGUGAAGAAGCUGAGCCUCAGUUUGGGGGGGGCAUCAAGCCUUUCUGCCUCACGUAUCUGGAUUAAGAGGCUGCGGCUGUGUAACCCCCUCCUGCAAGAGCACAACCUUACAGUGCAUUCUGGGUCAGCACGUUGGUUCUGGAAUACCCCGAGGACGGGUUCAAGUUCAGAGGUCAAGUGUGGACUGGGUCGGGUGAAUGUGGAGUGGACAGAAAGCCUGAUGGACACUGAGAAGGAGUUGGACUGUACUGCAGAGUGCAUGAAGAGAAGAGAAGUGGCGGCCCUGUUGAUGCCCUACAUAAAAAGGCAUUGGGGAACCGAGCGGAGAAGGUCACAGAGACUUUGCAAGAAAUGGACUUGUGAAAGUGCAGAAGCUGGACUGGAUCUCAUUAGAGGGGAAUGAGGAAGACUCCGGAAGAGGGUGUCUGAAAAUGUCUAAAUGGACUAUACUUUUCUUUUCCAGCGCAGGCGAUCAGGAAUUUCUUGGAAUAAGCAGACUUUGCUUGCAAAUCCUGAUUUGAGCUGUGUCUGAACCUCUCACGGACUAUUAUUUUUACUUUCAAAUGUGCAGACAAAUAUGCAAUAUUGUUUGAAUUGUACUCAUUUAUUUUUUUAAUGUUUUGUGAAUAAACAUUUGAAACUCA